Rhododendron vialii is the source of this 1478-nucleotide messenger RNA. Its product is annotated as phenylacetaldehyde reductase-like. Gene Ontology annotation, molecular function: oxidoreductase activity, acting on the CH-OH group of donors, NAD or NADP as acceptor. The coding region runs from base 293 to 1267 and encodes 324 amino acids. NCBI's taxonomy places the organism in Eukaryota, Viridiplantae, Streptophyta, Magnoliopsida, Ericales, Ericaceae. The record is from RefSeq and is a predicted model, not a curated record. The transcript has 6 exons.
GUUUUUCAUGCUGACAGUCCUAGAUGAUGUCUUCCUUAAACAAUUCGGGUUACCGUUGUGGAGUCAUGAUGGGGCUAAAAAACGAAGUUUGGAGAGGUUUGGUUGGAUAUAUAUGGUAACUUAGUAAGUAUAGAGGAGAGGUGAUCCCAUCGUUCAAUAGGUGAUUCGUUCGUGAGGCCCACUGCUUAUGUCAACUGUCAAGUUGUCAACGGCUGCUCUGCUAUCCCUUUUAUAUGUCCCUGUUAAGUGAUAAGUUGUUAUUAACAGGGAGGGAGAUCUAGAGAGAGAGAGAAUGCGUACUGGAGAAGGAAAGGUAGUGUGUGUCACAGGUGCAUCAGGUUUCAUCGCAUCCUGGCUCGUCAAUCUCUUGCUCCAGCGCGGUUACACUGUCAAAGCUUCGGUUCGAAACCCAAAUGACCAAAGAAAGAUUGAACACUUGCUCGCGCUUGAUGGAGCCAAGGAAAGACUUCAUUUGUUUCAAGCAGACUUACUGGAAGAAGGAUCCUUUGACUCUAUAGUUGACGGAUGUGAAGGUGUUUUUCAUACAGCAUCUCCUGUUCAGUUUUCAGUGACUGACCCACAGGCAGAACUAAUUGAUCCUGCAGUGAAGGGAACAAUUAAUGUGUUAAGAUCAUGUGCCAAAGUUCCAUCUGUUAAAAGAGUGGUUUUGACAUCAUCUAUGGCUGCAGUCGCAUACAACCGAAAUAUGCUAAGUCCUGGUGUCUUAGUCGAUGAAACUUGGUUCUCAGAUCCAUCGUUUUGCAAGGAGUCAAAGCUUUGGUAUCAGCUUUCGAAGACGUUGGCAGAGCAGGCUGCUUGGAAAUUUGCAAAAGAGUAUGGGAUUGACAUGGUUACAAUUAAUCCAGGAUGGGUGAUUGGUCCUCUCUUACAACCUACAGUUAAUUUAACUGUGGAGGUUUUUCUCAACCUCAUAAACGGAGCUAAAUCAUUUCCGAAUGCAACCUAUAGAUGGACCGAUGUUAGGGAUGUUGCCAAUGCACAUAUUCAAGCAUUCGAAAUUCCCUCGGCCAGUGGAAGAUAUUGUGUAGUCAACAAAUCUGCACACUUCUCUGAGGUGGUCAGAAUUUUGCAAGAGCUCUUUCCUGCACUUGACCUCCCUGACAAAUGUGAUUGGCACGCGACUGAAACUAAGCCACCCGUAGUAAGUGAGAAAGCAAAAAGUUUGGGCAUCGACUUCACUCCAUUCGAGGUGAGCUUAAAGGAUACUGUGGAAAGCCUGAAGGAGAAGAACUUCCUCGCUGUUUGAAUCAUGGUAGUUGCUAGCAAGUGAACGGAAAGCAGCUUUUUUGGACUUUAAUUUCCUUGUUUUGAAUUCCAUAUCUACAUGUGAUUUUCUAAGUAUUGAAGGUCUACAAUUUGUGUUUGAUUCAAGUCCCAUGUCUCGAAAUUUAUUGAAGAUUUUGCUUUUGAUCUAUGAAGAAUGUUGUCCAUUGGUUAAUCUACUUUCAUUGGUUCAC